Molecule: messenger RNA, 2310 nt
Organism: Boeremia exigua
Lineage: Eukaryota; Fungi; Ascomycota; Dothideomycetes; Pleosporales; Didymellaceae
Exons: 3
Coding region: 92-2152 (686 amino acids)
Biological process (GO): DNA-templated transcription; regulation of DNA-templated transcription
Cellular component (GO): nucleus
Molecular function (GO): zinc ion binding; DNA-binding transcription factor activity, RNA polymerase II-specific; DNA binding
Source: RefSeq, a predicted model, not a curated record
GAGCUGGUGAGAUUGACUGAGACACGUCCAUCUACUAUCAUCGACUUGCGCAAUCUAUACAUCAGUUGCCAAUUGCAGCUUUGCACUGCCUAUGCGGUCCAGGGGCGUUUCCAAAAGAUCGCCCAACACAUGCGCAGAAUGUCGAGCCCGCAAAGUUAAGUGCGAUGACAAUCGCAAUGGCGAUCGUGGUCGCUGUGGCGGCUGCGAGCGCCUCAAGCUUGACUGCUCUUUUGGACGAGUUGAUCCUGAGGUCGAUGGAGUUGCGCAGCCAGACAGACGUCUCGAAAGUCGGAAGAAGAAGACCGCGUGCAUGAGUUGCCGAUCACUGAAAGCGAAGUGUGACGGCGAGGUUCCCAGUUGCAUGCGUUGCUUGCGCAAGCGUAGGACUUGCCAGUAUCCCUCCACAGGGAGCAACGAGAAUGAAGUCGACGUCCGGGUCACAAACUCGCAGAUGCAAGAAGCUCAAAUCACAACCACUGUGCCGGCAAGUCUAGAACCGGUGCUGCCUUCGCUCGAAAACAGCUUUGUCCUUCGCAUGAUCGAAGCCUUUUUCCAGCACAUACACCCCAUACCAGUCUACUCGUAUCUACACAAAGCGUCUCUCGUCCAGCGCUUUGAACGGGGUCUGCUUGAUCAAGCCCUCUUACUAGCAUUGGCUGGUACAACGUGCGAACUGUUGGACAUGGGCGCAGAUCUCAAAGCGCAGAGUUCUGAGUGGAUGACUUAUGUCGAGCGGAGUGUGAUGAAGGAGUUUUGCAGACCUUCGGUUAUCAGAAUCCAAGUCCUGGUCAUGCUGAUCAAGCAUUGUAUGCGGCAAGGUCGGCUCAGCAAUGCUUUCAUGCUACAUGCUGUAGCCGCCAGAGGAGCCUUUGCUUUAGGACUGAACUACGAAGCGCCGAAGUUGGGAUUCCUUGCUCGCGAGUCGAGACGUCGUCUGAUGUGGUCGCUGUACAUCAUCGAUACAAGGUUAGCUGGCGGAAUGUCUGACUUCACGCUUUAUUCUGCGUCCUCGAUGCGGAUUCAAUUGCCCUGCCACGAGCGUAAUUUCGAGUUUGAUCUGCAGCAGGACGUCGAAGGCCUUGAACCAGUACCAGGAGUUGCGCUCUCUGACUCUGUAGGCUCUCUCGCCAUCUACAUACGACUCAUGUGGUUUCGUCAUCGUAUUCUACAGACCACGAAAGAAGCGGUGCUCAACAGCAGGGUCAGCAUCGAUCAUCUGACGGCUUCGAUUGAGCAGCUUGGGAAUGAAAUGAGAAGGUUCGAAACGAGUUUGCCCCAAUCGCUACAAUAUUCCAGGAAAUCUUUGCAGCUCCGUGCCUACUCCACACGGUUGGGGCCAUAUCUCUUGAUACACGUCUGGUUACGUCAAUGCCACUGCGACUUGUAUCGAAUAGCCCUUACUGGUCUCAAGGAAGCACUGCCCGCUGUUCGAGUUCAACAAGUUGACCCUGUUAUCGUCGAAAGCUGGCGCCGCAGAUGUUUUGACAAUGCUAUGGCCCUUGCUAGUGUGUUCAGUCACUUUGCGACUCUCAAGAACGGAUGUCCUGUUGUAGAACAUGACAUCAUUGCAUGCGCCUAUCAAUGUGCCCGGCUGUUACUGCACAGCACCAGUCGAUACGGAGAAGCGCUCCAGAUUGAUCACUUUGCAGUGCAAAAAAGUGCGACACAAUGCUUGGAAGCUGUGAAGACUAUGCAAUCUCGAUCCCCAAUGGGUGACAUGAUAACACGAGACCUAGCAAGACUGCUCCAGAGAGGAUCAUCACCAAGCCCACAAUUUGCUUCUACGAUAACAGACUCCCGCACCACUAGUACAACUUCGCAACUGGAAGAUAGUACAGGCUCACAUCAUCUAUUCUCACGGCACAGUGCUAUUGGACAAAUGCGCAUCACCGAUGAAGAGGCCGACCUACAUCCCAGCUCAGCUCAGGUCCCUGCAGAUGCUCAUGAAUCUGAUUUAACCCAGACUACUGAGACGAUACCACACGUUCCGCCUGUACAAGAUACGUCCGACUUCGACUUCAGCAACGCAUUUGAAGGCGCAUUUGACGACCUGGACCUCAGCCUGCACAAUGUGUACUGGAAUCCAAGUAUUUGGCUGGUCGAUUCCGCAGACAACAACCAUAAUUUCGAAAUGCCGACCUGGAACGGGUAAAUUCACGCACGUUUCACAGUUUCUCAAAGAAGGAACUGUAAUCGUGCUACUAUCGUUUGUUGUGAUAUUACAGAGAUGUUCUAGAGACCAGCUUGAUCUUCUGCAUAUCUAUCAGUGUGUGAUUCUUGUUCGAGCUUGCUACGAAGGUUAUCGCUGGA